Acanthoscelides obtectus is the source of this 243-nucleotide messenger RNA. Lineage: Eukaryota; Metazoa; Arthropoda; Insecta; Coleoptera; Chrysomelidae. The record is from the annotation of a GenBank genome assembly.
AUGGACACAAGAUCUAGUGUUAUUUGCUCGAAAAAAUUUUCUGAGGAGUCAUUCGAUAGAACAUCAAAAUGUUAUGUUAAUCUCAAACCAAAUGCUGCAAACCAGGAAGAAUCACCACCUGCCAAGAUACUAGUACUAUCAAAUACAGUAUUAAGUCCUACUUUCGACUCAUCCCUUCUACAGAAACAAGCAGUUAGUAUAAGACAUCAUAACAAUAAGCUUGUAUUAUUUAGAGAGCAGUAA